AAAAAUACAUGAUGUACAGGGAAUAUCAAGGAGAAUGCAGAUUAGUGUUAGAGAAGACUCACAGCAGCUACCUACUGUUACAGGAUUUAUUUAGUAUGUUAAUACAGGGUCCGUCAGAAAGGACGCAUGUUUUGUACGGCAGUACAACAGUCAAAAUAAGUAACGUCAGAUCGGGGUACUUUAGCCCUACGGUGCUACUUAAGCCCAAACUGUUAAAAAGUUUUCGCUUUCUGCCAUGCCAGCUCAUUGCGACGUAUCGAUGUAGUUCGCCUAGUAAUCGAUAGAUGACUCUAUAGUGAUAUUGGUAGCACAUUAUCUCGGGCUCACAGCGCAUGCGUAGAUUUGAGGUUAGGACAACAAGUAUCUAUCUGCAGAACACGUGAAUGUAUUGUGUGCAAACUUUCUCACGAAACCAAGUUAUCAGAUACACAAAGAUGCCUACCAUCUAUAGAAGGAAAGCGGGAAAUCGUCGUUACAUUGACUACACUAAAGAGCAGUUGGAGGGCUGCAGCUAUGUAUAAAAUUCCUCAUAGUACGAUAAAGAAUAAACUGAAGAAUAAGCACUGUAACAAACCCGGCCAUCCAACUAUAUUCCCAACAGAAGAAGAA
This is a messenger RNA of Acanthoscelides obtectus, 609 nucleotides long. The record is from the annotation of a GenBank genome assembly. Lineage: Eukaryota; Metazoa; Arthropoda; Insecta; Coleoptera; Chrysomelidae.